AUGGCACCAGAGGUCACCUUCAACAGAACUGCUGCCAUACAUCCUUGUUAUGAAGUCGAUAUGUAUGAUGCACCGUCAAAAACACCUUCCUCCGGGUGUGUGCUUCUGGACAUAUUUCUUUGCUUAAUAUCCGUCAUCAUAACAUGUGGAAACCUCCUCAUAAUCAUCUCUGUGGUGUACUUCAAGCAGCUCCACACUCCCACUAACUAUCUCAUUCUCUCUCUGGCAGUGGCCGACUUACUUGUCGGUGUUUUAUUGUUCCCUCUCAGCAUUGAAUUCACCCUCAGUUACUGUGUCUACCAAGAAGAAGUGAUUUGCAAAGUGCGGAGCAGCGUCGACGUGACCCUGAGCACUGCUUCUAUUCUACAUUUAUGUUGCAUUUCCAUAGAUCGGUAUCACGCGGUGUGCAAACCUCUGACUUACAGAACCACGCUCACUGUCCAAGUGGUCGCGGUCAUGAUCCUGCUCAGUUGGACUCUUUCACUUCUCGUCGCCGUCGGUUUUGUGGUGGCGGAAUUCAACUACGCAAAGUGUGGAGAAGAAUGUUACGUCGAUAUUUUGACCGCAAAUAUCUUAGGAGUCAUUUGCUCCUUCUACAUACCUGUGAUCAUAAUGAUAUGCAUCUAUGCAAAGAUCUUCCUUGUAGCACAGAACCAGGCUCGCAGCAUCCAAAACACCAACUAUCUGAGUAGAACACCAGGAGCAAAUGUCAGUAAGAUGGAGAGAAAGGCCACAAAGACUCUGACUAUAGUUAUGAGUGUUUUCCUCAUCUGCUGGACUCCUUUCUUUAUUUAUAUUUGUGUACAGCUUUUGAAGCAGGUACCGAUGGCAGUUGGUGAAGGACUUACCUGGCUGGCUCUGUCAAAUUCUAUGCUCAAUCCUUUCAUUUAUGCUUUCUUUUACAGCUGGUUCCAGUCGGCUUUUAAAAUCCUUAUAUUAGGUAAAGUAUUUCAAGGCAAUUUUUCUAGAACCAGACUUAACUGA
Nerophis lumbriciformis (worm pipefish) is the source of this 984-nucleotide messenger RNA. RefSeq names its product trace amine-associated receptor 1-like. Gene Ontology annotation, cellular component: membrane. Gene Ontology annotation, molecular function: trace-amine receptor activity. Lineage: Eukaryota; Metazoa; Chordata; Actinopteri; Syngnathiformes; Syngnathidae. The record is from RefSeq and is a predicted model, not a curated record. Gene Ontology annotation, biological process: G protein-coupled receptor signaling pathway.